UUCGUCCGCGUAGAUUAAUGACUUCUGACAGAAUUAACCAGAAUCAAUUCAGUGCGUAAGGUUUGAGUAAUAAAAACUAUUCUAUCGACUAUUGUUGUACCUAAUCUCUUUCAAUGGCUAAGAAGAUUUAUACAAACUCUCAUUCCCUAUUUUAUCCCCUUAGGGGUGGAAUUUAUCAAAAUCCUUUCUAAUGAGAUACUUAUGUCAUAGCAACUUUAUGCAUGCAAAGUCUCAGCCCGAUCAAUUUAAAACUGGCAAAGUAUCAUACAAACUUUCACCCCCUAUUUUACCCACUUUGGGGUGGGAAUGUUCAAAAACCUUUCUAAAGGGACGUUUACGUCAUAAUAUCCAUCUGCACGCCGAAUAUCAACCCGAUCGGUGUAAAACUGACAAAGCUUCAUACAAACGUUAAUCCUCUACAUUACCCCAUUGGAGGUGGAAAUAAUCAAAAUCCUUACUUGGGGAUGCCUACGUCAUAACAUCUACCUGCAUGCCGAAUUUCAUCGCAUCGGUGUAAAACUGACAAAGUCUUAUACAAACUUUCAUCCCCUAUUUUACCCGAUCGAUUUAAAACUGACAGUCUCAUACAAACUUUCAUCCCCUAUUUUACCCCCUUGGGGGUGGAAAUCAUCAAAAUCCUCUCACAGCUGAUGCUUACAUCAUAA
Molecule: messenger RNA, 665 nt
Organism: Spodoptera littoralis (African cotton leafworm)
Lineage: Eukaryota; Metazoa; Arthropoda; Insecta; Lepidoptera; Noctuidae
Source: the annotation of a GenBank genome assembly